UUGUGCCCCCUGAUGACUACUAGGUUAGGAUAAUUGGCUGGAAUCUCUUUAGGCAGAAGUAAUGGACCCUUCAAUGUCAUCCAUGCAAGACUUCCUUCUGCACCUCCUGAAGCAUCUGAAUGAUCACCGAUGGAAGUAGGACAUUGAGAUAGAAGGAACAUUAGAUCGAACUUGCUAUACAAUUUCUAUGCUCUUAGUAAGAAUGAAACAUCAGAUAUCAGCAAAAAACGAGGUGGGAAAACCUUCUGUUCUGACCCCUUGCUUCUUAUCUCAUGCUAUAUCUUCCUUUUGGGGCUGGGAUUUAUUGGUGAGUCAGGCUUGGAGGAACCUGCUUCUGCUAGGAUAACAACCCCUCUUUGAAGAAGAGGAGAGGAGGAGGAGGAGAAGGAAUCCCGGGGAACAGGUUUAAGUUUCCCUGUCUGUUCAGACUGGAUGGCUUCUGUAAAACUCCACCCAUCACCGCAGCCUAUAAGUUCCCCAAAUUUGUCGCCCGCAUUUCAGUAUUAUUGCACCGUCUCUUCUUGUCGUUUUCCAGUUUGGGGUUUUUUAAAUACAUUUUUUUGCCUCCUUGGCUGUAGCUGCUCCAAGAAGCAGGAGGAGAACGCCAUGGCUUCCAUGGGGAUGCAAGUCUUGGGGAUUGCCUUGUCAGUGAUCGGCUGGCUAGGUAGCAUCCUCUGUUGUGGGUUGCCGAUGUGGAGGGUGACAGCCUUCAUAGGCAAUAACAUUGUGGUGGCCCAAAUUAUUUGGGAGGGCCUAUGGAUGGACUGUGUAGUCCAGAGCACGGGUCAGAUGCAAUGCAAGAUCUACGAUUCUAUGUUGGCACUGGCGCAGGACAUGCAAGCUGCUCGGGCUCUGGUAGUCAUUGCCAUCGUGCUGGCCAUCAUUGGCAUCUUCUUCUCCAUCACUGGGGGAAAGUGCACCAGCUGCGUGGAAGAGGAAGCUACCAAAGCCAAGGUGAUGAUCUUCUCUGGAGUCCUCUUCAUCAUCUCCAGCAUCGUGCUUCUGAUUCCACUCUGCUGGACAGCAAACAACAUCAUACGAGAUUUCUACAACCCCAUGAUCCCAGAGAGCCUCAAGCGGGACUUGGGGACUUCUCUCUAUAUUGGCUGGGCCGCCUGUGGCCUGUUGCUCAUCGGAGGAGCGCUACUGUGUUGCAACUGCCCCCCCAGGCAUGAGAAACCCUAUUCGACAAAGUACACAGCAUCUCAAGCAGUGCCAACCAGCAACUACGUCUAAGCCAUUCUUCCUCCCUCAUCGGUCUUGGGGACUUUGCACCAUGGAGGGACUAAGUGGAGCAGUGUGAGGAGGGACCAUCCUUUUACAUCCUUUGGAUUCGGUGUAGCAGCAGGGAAGCCUGGCAUAUUUCAUCCAGGUUUGGAAAGCAGGGAUUCAUUUCUUGCAUUCACCUGUUUGAACAAAUAUCUCUCAAGGACCAGAGUCUGACAGAUGCUCCUAACAAAACUGUACUGAAAACUGGAUUCUGUGAGAUUAAUGGAAGACUAGUCACCUUCAAACUCACCAGGAUCAUAGCCAGCUCAGCAGCAGCAACAACAACAGGGAAGCUUGAAGUGGGGUGGAUGCUUGCUGGACUUCCAGACGCCCUUUGACACUUGUUUAGAAGCAUUUGAUGGUGGAUAUAGACCUGGUGUGUGAUAGUGGCAAGAACAGUCAUUGGUGGGGGUGGAGAGCAAGGGUAUAAGCCCCCUCUAAUUGCUGGCUGUUUCUUUGUAUUUGGAAAUCUGGGUAGGAAAGAGUGUCCAUCAAGUUUGGUUUCUGGCUCUCUUUCCAUAACUGUAUGUUCCAUUAUUUGCAAGCACUCUUGUAGUUAUUUUGAUACUUUCUGAAAACCGGAAGCUCUCUGGGAAGGCCCCCGUUCACUUACCUUUCUUAAAUUACUGCAAACUCUUUAAAAGGAUGCAAUGAUUAAGCAGAACUAUAUCUAGGUUUGCAGGUUGUGGAGGUCUAGGAGGAGGAAACUCAAACUGUGGGAUAAUUAGUUUCUGGGCUGUCAGACAAUGAGUUGAGAAAGGAGAAGUAGACCCGGUUUAUUUGAGAUCUUCAGAGAUAUGAUAGGAAGUUUGAAUUCUGCAACAUAGGGAAGAGAUUGAAUAACAACAAUGUGCCUUUUUAAUGCCUUGCAUGGAUUAAUUUAAACCCAGAGUUAAACCAGUAUUGAAUGCUUGAAUACAGGUGUAAAUCUAAUCUGAGGGAGGGAUGAUCUUAAAAAAAGACACUUUGAGACUGGCUACUGGGAUGGUAUUUCUGUUCCUUUAUAAAGUACUGUCUCAAUUCUGUUGAGACUGAACUGAGUGUCUCCAAUGCCAGUUGGCAAUUUGGGAAUGAUGGACUAGUGUUAAAUAGGACCAAGUAUAUUAAAAAAGAUAUAUUUCCACCUUUCUUCCACUCAGGGCUGGAUUUGAAGCAGACUCUUUGGAAGAUUAUCCUCAGCUAAUUUUGAAUACCAGGGGGCUUGUGAAAUAAAGGAAAAUGUCUCUGGGCAUAGGCAGAAGUCAGGUUUUAUUAUCGUUCUUAUUAUUUAAUGGAGAGUCAGACCAUCAUUUAGAAUGGAUUGCUCUCCAGAAUAAGAUUUUGUCAAAUUUUCCAAAUGGGUGUGUAGCUCUCCUUUGACAAAUGCACUAUUUGCAGAGCCCAGAGGUGUUACACACUUGUUCCUCCCUUGCAGAGAUGCUGAAGAAGGAAAGAAAAGUCAAUUCUUACAUUAGAACUGGUUUUUUUUCAUAUUUUAUGUGUGAGAUUUUAUUGUUUAUCAAUUGCUUUGAGUGUGUGUAAAAGCAGUCUACAAAUAUUUUAAUUAUAAGCACA
Molecule: messenger RNA, 2823 nt
Organism: Thamnophis sirtalis
Lineage: Eukaryota; Metazoa; Chordata; Lepidosauria; Squamata; Natricidae
Product: claudin-4-like
Cellular component (GO): membrane; bicellular tight junction
Molecular function (GO): structural molecule activity
Source: RefSeq, a predicted model, not a curated record